AUGAAAAAUGAUGCAGUACAAAAGUUGACUAAAGAACGAAAAGUAUUGAAAGAGGAUCUGCAAGAUCUGCAUCAAGAAAAUAAGAAAUUAAGGUUGGAUAGUAGACCUUUGAAGGGAUCCAAGAAGGAUGUGGAAGAACUACGGGACAUGGUGGAAUAUUGGAAGAACAGAGCUCAAGAGAAGAAAGAAAUGAUCUCCACACUCACCAAAGAGCAACAUGAAUGGAAAGAAAAACUUUCAAGAGCCUCUGAAAAGGUAACAAGGCACCAAAGAGAAAGUGAAAAGCUAAAAGCUGAGCUAAUGAGGGAACAAAUCAAGAACUCCGAUUUGCAAAGCAAGAAAAAAGCCUUAGAGCAUGAAUUAAUGAGUUUGGAGCUUCAAUUAACAAGCAAUCAGAGGCACAUAAACGAGAUUUUGACUGAGUGGCAAGAUAGAGAAGAUUAUUGGGCUCGCACUUGUAAUAUGGAGGCUAUCCGAAAAGUAGGCAACAUGGUUGAAAAGGUGAAAGCACUGGAACGAGAGAUUGUACCAACCAAAGGCCACAGUCAAAGAUUAUUGCACUUUUUGCAUGAAGCUAGGGAGCAAUAUGCUCAAAUCAAAUGUUCAAGGAUAGUAAAGCCAAGGAACCAUAACUCGUCAAUUUCGCAUAGAUAUAAUACUCGUUCCCAGACUCGAGCCAUGGAAGAAGAGAAUACAGCUAGGUUUGAAAGGGUCGAAAGGGUACAGGAAGAGAUACAAGAAAGAGUGAUGGAAAUACAACAAAGAAUUGAAGCACAAAUGGCUAAAUUAAGACAACUGUUGAUUGGAUCAAUGAAAGGAAAAUGA
This is a messenger RNA of Durio zibethinus, 825 nucleotides long. Lineage: Eukaryota; Viridiplantae; Streptophyta; Magnoliopsida; Malvales; Malvaceae. The record is from RefSeq and is a predicted model, not a curated record.